ACUUACCAUAAUAGUAACUCCCCGAGUUACUAUUAUGGUAGUUACCAUCAAUGGUAACUACCAUCGGAGCUUAAUAUCCGUUGCAUAAAACCGAUAUUAACUAAUAUAAGAAAAACCCGCGAAUGGUCUUCUUGGACGAGCCAGAAAUUUUAGCGCAUGCGCAAUACCCGUCGUCUGCUAGAUAUAGCCACUGAGAUAAACACCGAAGACGGCUGCUGCUAAUCUACAAUUAUCGUCCAUCGAAAUGGUGAAACGCAGGCCGAAUUUGACAGGUCGGGAUGUCCGCUGCCUGGCAGACUACGUAAAAAAGAACCGCCAAGCUUUGUUCGGCAAAGCGGGGAACUGUGUGGAAAAGAUCAAAAAACGAAAAGAGGAUGCAUGGGCCCUAGGGCUCGUAUCCCUAGAGGCCCAGGGACUCCAACCAGGUAGAAUAGUAAAGGACUUGCGUCUUACCUGGAACGAAAUGGCGGCAAAGGCCCGAAAGUACCGGGACGCAAAGAACAAGACAGGAGGUGGACCACCAGUGGAAUAUAAUGAGAAGCACGAGGCAGUACUGGAGGCAAUGGUGGAGGAGAGUGUGGAGGGCAUUCUGGGGCCAGAAGAGGAGGCUGGAUACCUAGCUCUCCCUUCGAGCCAAAUGUCACAGACAGCAGAAAAUGCCAUGGCUGUGGCCAUGAUGGUUAACACCAUGGUGGGUGGCAUAUCUGUGCCGGCCCGGGACCCACAGACCAGUACUAGUGCAGCCAGCAGUGCCGGACCACCAAUAGACCAGCCUGUUCUAGUAGGGGAUAGCAUGGCCAAAGACACCAAAAAGCCAAUCAGCUGUCAGCAGAACAUGCCCUAG
This is a messenger RNA of Strongylocentrotus purpuratus (purple sea urchin), 844 nucleotides long. RefSeq lists its product as uncharacterized. Bases 245 to 844 code for a protein of 199 amino acids. The transcript has 6 exons. Lineage: Eukaryota; Metazoa; Echinodermata; Echinoidea; Camarodonta; Strongylocentrotidae. The record is from RefSeq and is a predicted model, not a curated record.